UAAAACUAGUUAAGAUCUUCCGAUUUACCUGAGCGGGCGGGGAAACCCACCCCAUGAGGAUCCCCUGGGCUCGCCCAGUGCACAGGGGAGGCGUCCCGUGGCUGGGCCCCUCUCGGUCAGCCCAUGUAGCCGCCAUGACCUGGAGCACCACAGCCGGGGGUGCCCACCAGCUCAACACCACCACAUUCACGCGGCAGCGCUUCCCCACCUGGCAACCGCUGCUGUUGGCCUGCAUUACGCUGCAGCUCUUCUACGUGGGCCUGGUCUUCUUCAACCUGGACCUCUAUUACUCCUCCAACGGCAUCAAGGAGCUGGAGUACAACUACACUGGCAGCCCGGGCACCAGCAACUGCUGGGUGUGUGCUGCGGCUGGCCAGGGCUGCGCGCCACCGCCCACCUGCUCAUGCGCCUGGUACUUCUCACUGCCUGAGCUCUUCCAGGGCCCCCUGUACCCCUACUAUGUGCUGACCAACUUCUACCAAAACAACCGGUGGUAUGGAGUGUAUGACAACGCGCAGCUGAGCAGGCUGCCCAGCACGCUGCACCACCCGGUCAGUGAGUGCACCCACUGCGCCGCCUGCCCAUUGGCACCUUGCAGCAUCAUUACCAACAGCCUCUUCAACGACUCCUCCUCACUGUGACACCAGCGCCGGCGCGGGCCCUAUGUGGAGGUGCCGCACUACCGCACUGCACCUAUCGCCUGGUAGACCAACAACUAUCCCAUCAAGUUCUGCAACCCGCCACUGGUCAACGGCAGCCUGGCACCGACCUUGCAUGGCACGGCACUCCCGCCCAACUGGCACCGGCUGGUCUACGACGAGCUCAGCCCCAUCCUCAACAACACCAGCUUCAUCAACCAAGACUUGGUGGUGUGGAUGCGCAUGGCAGCGCUGCCCUCAUUCCUCAAGAUGUAUGCGCACAUCCGCCAGGGCAACUACUCAGCUGGGCUACUGCGGAGUGUCUACUGUGUCAGCAUCACCUACAACCACCCAGUGCGUGCGUUUGGCGGCCACAAGCUCCGCAUCUUCAACAGCAUCUUGUGGAUGGGUGGCAGGAACCCCUUCCUGGGCAUCGCCUACCUGGUCAUCAGCUCCCUCUGCCUCCUCACCGGCUUUGUCAUGCUGGUCAUCUACAUUUGCUACGAGGACCAACCAGAACGAUGACGGCAAUGGGGAGGAGGGGUGAUUCCAGCCUUCCAACCACCCUUCCUGCUUCUUGCCAAAACUGUUGCAAGCUUCUUUCAGCCUCCCCCUUUUGCCCCUCAUCCUGUUCCGACCUCUCCUCACUUUUCCUCCCUUUGUGAAUGAGGGUGCCAGAGGAGGGAAUUACCGGCUUACUCUUGGGGGCUGCUAAACCCUGUUGCCUGGUGGCGGAGGGAUGACUGCAGAGUGAAACAUCCUUGCAAACUCUCCCCACCUCCUUCAUGAUACUGAGUUGCCAUGUUAGGUUCUCCAAGUCUGAAAGUGGAAAGGAUCCCCAUAGAGACUCAUUUUCAACCCCUACCAGAGGAAGAGAUUGAGAGACCUAGCAACAUGAAAUAACUCAAUCAAGAUCAGGCAGCUGGCAAGUGGUUCCUGACGUUAAGGCUAGAGCUUUUGCCACUACA
Molecule: messenger RNA, 1606 nt
Organism: Piliocolobus tephrosceles (Ugandan red Colobus)
Lineage: Eukaryota; Metazoa; Chordata; Mammalia; Primates; Cercopithecidae
Product: cell cycle control protein 50B
Biological process (GO): phospholipid translocation
Cellular component (GO): endoplasmic reticulum; plasma membrane; Golgi apparatus
Source: RefSeq, a predicted model, not a curated record